Messenger RNA from Candida dubliniensis CD36, 750 nucleotides. RefSeq names its product 40S ribosomal protein uS5 (gene RPS21). Gene Ontology annotation, molecular function: RNA binding; structural constituent of ribosome. Gene Ontology annotation, cellular component: cytosolic small ribosomal subunit; ribosome. Gene Ontology annotation, biological process: translation. NCBI's taxonomy places the organism in Eukaryota, Fungi, Ascomycota, Pichiomycetes, Serinales, Debaryomycetaceae. The record is from RefSeq and is a predicted model, not a curated record. The transcript has a single exon. Bases 1 to 750 code for a protein of 249 amino acids.
AUGUCAGCUGAAGCCCCAAAAAGACAAUUUGGUGAUAGAAGAAGAGGUGGUAGAAGAGGCGGUAGAAGAGAUGGUGAAGAAAAAGGAUGGACUCCAGUCACCAAGUUAGGUAGAUUAGUCAAAGCUGGUAAAAUCACCAGUGUUGAACAAAUCUAUUUGCACUCUUUGCCAGUCAAGGAAUACCAAAUCAUUGAUUUGUUAUUACCAGACUUGAAAGAUGAUGUCAUGAAGAUCAGAUCUGUUCAAAAACAAACCAGAGCUGGUCAAAGAACCAGAAUGAAGGCUGUUGUUGUCAUUGGUGACUCUAACGGUCAUGUUGGUUUGGGUAUCAAGACCGCUAAAGAAGUUGCUUCUGCCAUUAAAGCCGCCAUUGUUAUUGCCAAAUUAUCCAUCAUCCCAAUCAGAAGAGGUUAUUGGGGUUCUAACUUGGGUCAACCACACUCUUUGCCAUGUAAGGUCACUGGUAAAUGUGGUUCCGUUGCUGUUAGAUUGAUUCCAGCUCCAAGAGGUAAAGGUAUUGUUGCUUCUCCAGUUGUCAAGAGAUUAAUGCAAUUGGCUGGUGUUGAAGAUGUCUAUACUUCUUCUUCUGGUUCUACCAGAACCACCGAAAACACCUUGAAAGCUGCUUUCGCUGCUAUCGGUAACACUUACAGUUUCUUGACUCCAAACUUGUGGGCUGAAACUCCAUUAGCUGCUUCUCCAUUGGAAGUUUACGCUGAAGAAGCUGCUGCCGGUAAAAAGAGAUACUAA